CUCUCAUUUCCCUUGCAGCUUAAUCGACAAGUCGUCUAGGUGAACAGGGGAGGAAGGAUCGAUCAGGCUAUGUCGUCGUCCCCCACGAAGGUAGCGGCCUCAUCGGUGGCCGACCGGCCAGCAGUCCAGAGCUUGAUCAGAAUCCGGGAGACCGCCGCGCAUCUCGGCGUCAUGAUACGACCUUUGUUUCUCGAGCAUGCAGCGGCCAAGUCCACCUUCGAUGAGCUCAUGGAUUCGGUAUCGAGAGCUCUCACCUUAGCCGUCGUUGAGGAGACAGCGGCGGUGGCUGACACCGGAGAGGAUCAGCUGCGCGAGAUCUCAGGUGGGAAGAGUAAGAUCAGCUCGGUGGGAGAGAGGAGAAGACUUUGCAGGAGAAGAUCACGACCAUAUUCAUGGACAAAGGUCAUAUCAUCGUCUAUGGAUGAUGGCCACACAUGGAGGAAAUAUGGGCAGAAGGUUAUCCAAAGUGCCAAAUAUCCAAGGAGCUACUUCAGAUGCACCCACAAGCAUGAUCAAGGUUGCAUGGCCGUCAGGCAGGUCCAGAAAUCACAGGAUGAUCCCUCCACUUACAUCGUCACCUACUUGGGUGAGCACACAUGCAAGAGUCCCUCCAUGGCCCCUCAGGUUAUCAUCUCAGCCAUGGACUCCAGGAACUCCUCCCAUCUGAUUAGCUUUGGAGCAGACUCAGAGAAGAUUACACGAGAAACCCCACAUCCUUCUCUCAAAAAGGAGUGUGAUGAAGAGGUACUGAGCAAUCUGACCACCGUCAGCUCAUCGCCGGCGGCUACCUCGAACCCUGCAGUCGCUGCACCAGUUGCUCCACUUGCAGGUCAUGAUCAUGGCGAUGUGACUUCCGGGUUCCAGGCUCCUACCAGCAGUGUGGAGAUGGAGUUCAUGGAGGGCCUGCUUGAGUGGGAGAGUCUGCUUGGCGUCGACUCUGAUUGUUUCUUCCUGUAGAAGAACUCAGAUUCAGAAGACUUGGACUUGCCCACAGUUCUCUCAUGGUGUAAAGCUAGUAUAAGUUUGUGUGGCUAUGAGGUUGCAGGUUGAGAGUUGCACCUCUGAAGCCAGUGGGCUACAGAUACCCUUCUUCUUCUUCUUCUUCUUCUUCUUCAUGUACAGUGCAAGCUGCACGCAGAAACUAUUGUAAUCGCUUACUAAUGGAGUCCAAUUUUGGAUC
Molecule: messenger RNA, 1180 nt
Organism: Musa acuminata subsp. malaccensis (wild Malaysian banana)
Lineage: Eukaryota; Viridiplantae; Streptophyta; Magnoliopsida; Zingiberales; Musaceae
Product: transcription factor WRKY45-2
Biological process (GO): regulation of DNA-templated transcription
Cellular component (GO): nucleus
Molecular function (GO): transcription cis-regulatory region binding; DNA-binding transcription factor activity
Source: RefSeq, a predicted model, not a curated record